AUGGAUUUAUCAACAACAUGGCUUGGCGCGUGUUUACUGACACUUCUGGCGAGCGUGGAAGUCCCGGCGGAGGAAGGAGGGUCCGAGCUGUGUGGUGGCUAUCUGGACGCCACUAAUGCAGGCUACAUCACCACCCCCGGAUACCCACUGGAGUAUCCGCCCCAUCAGAACUGUCGCUGGAUAAUCACAGCGCCGGAACAGUCUCAACGCAUCGUGCUCAACUUCAACCCACACUUCGAGAUUGAGAAACUAGACUGCCGGUACGACUAUGUAGAGAUCCACGAUGGCAACUCGGAGUCUGCCGACUUAAUGGGAAGGCACUGCAGUAACAUCGCCCCGGCACCCAUCAUAUCAUCCGGGCCCUCCCUGCACAUCAAGUUUGUCUCCGACUACGCCCACCAAGGAGCGGGUUUCUCGCUGCGCUAUGAAAUCUACAAAACUGGUUCAGACUGCUCGAGAAACUUCACCAUUCCCUCGGGUCUCAUCGAGUCGCCGGGCUUCCCUGACAAAUACCCCCAUAACCUGGAGUGCUCCUUCAUCAUCAUUGUGCCCCCCAGCAUGGAUGUGACCCUCACUUUCCUCACCUUUGACCUGGAGAAUGACCCCUUGCCGGGCGCAGAGGGGGACUGCAAGUACGACUGGCUGGAAGUUUGGGACGGACUUCCUGGAGUGGGCCCACUGAUUGGUCGUUACUGUGGGACUAUGGUGCCUCCCGAGAUCCAGUCAUCCACGGGCAUUCUCUCCCUGUCCUUCCACACGGACAUGGCUGUGGCAAAAGACGGCUUCUCGGCCCGCUACAACAUGACGCACAAGGAAGUCAGCGAGACGUUUCAUUGCAGCAACGCUUUUGGCCUGGAAUCCGGAAAGAUCACCGAUGAGCAGAUCACGGCUUCGUCGAGUUUCUAUGAUGAAAAUUGGCUGCCGCACCAGGCCAGACUCAACUACAACAACAAUGGAUGGACGCCCUACGAGGACAGCAACAGAGAAUACAUCCAGGUGGACCUGUACACGCUGAAGGUGAUCACAGGCAUCGCCAUGCAGGGCGCCAUUUCCAAGGAGACGCAGAAGUCGUACUACGUGACCACCUUCAAGCUGGAGGUCAGCACCAACGGAGAGGACUGGAUGGUCUACAGACAUGGCAAGAACCACAAGGUCUUCCAUGCAAACACCGAUGCCACGGAGGUAGUUCUCAAUCGGAUCCCGCAGCCGGUUCUGGCCCGCUUUGUGCGAAUCCGACCUCAGGCGUGGAAGAACGGCAUAGCGCUGCGGUUCGAGCUUUACGGCUGCCAGAUAACCGAUGCUCCCUGCUCAGAGUUGCAAGGCAUGCUGUCUGGACUUCUGCCUGACUCGCAGAUCUCAGCAUCAUCCAUGAGGGACAUCCACGGCUCCAUGGGCGCAGCCAGGCUGGUGGCAAGUCGCUCAGGCUGGUUUCCCAACCCGACACAGCCCAUAGCUGGGGAGGAAUGGCUGCAGGUGGACCUCGGGGUGCCCAAAAUGGUGCGUGGACUCAUCACCCAAGGUGCGAGAGGGCUGGAGGGCAGCACCAGUGCGGAGAACAGAGCGUUUGUCAGGAAGUAUAAACUGGCUCACAGUUUGACCGGGAAGGACUGGACAUACAUGACGGACAGCAAGACGGGCUUUGCAAAGGUUUUCGAGGGCAACAGCCACUACGAUACGCCGGAGGUACGUCGCUUUGAUGAGCUGAUCACUCAGUACGUCCGAGUUUUUCCCGAGAGGUGGUCCCCUGCUGGGAUCGGCAUGAGGAUGGAGGUGCUGGGUUGUGACCUGCCAGAAAUGACCACGGUACCCGACACGGCCACUCCCACUCUGCCCAGGGUGGAGCGUUCCACUGCAGCAAUGAGACCUGCCACCACGCCGUCGCUGUGGGCCGUGUGUGACUUUGAGCAGAGCCUGUGCGGCUGGUCUGCUGAUCCCCAGUCAGGUGUCAGCUGGUCCCUGCACACGGCCGGGAGCGCUUCUGCCGGUCACGGCCCGCAUGAAACCAGACUGGACCUGACGCUGGGCUCCGACAAUUUCUCAGGGAACUACCUGCAUUUGGACGCGGGGUCUCACACCCUGCGCAAGCGCGCCAGGCUCCUGAGCCCCGAAGUGGCCCCCGAGCAAGGGCCGCUGUGCCUGGUCUUCUACUACCAGCUGCAAGGGGAAGCGCUGGGCAGCCUGAGGGUCCUGCUGAGGGACAGCGACCUGGAAGAGACCUUGCUGUGGACCUUGAAGGGAGAUCAGGGCUCUCACUGGCGGGAGGGUCGCACCAUUCUGCCCCAAAGCCCCAAGGAAUACCAAGUGGUGUUUGAAGGGUUCUUCGACCACCCGACCAGGGGCCACAUCCGCAUAGACAACAUUCACAUGAGUAACAGCAUCAGUCUGGAGCAGUGCACACAGCCUUUUCCUCCAUUGACUCCCGGCAUAACAAAUCCCAGGCCCGUGGAUUUCGGAAAAGGAGCCGACUUCAACAAGCCUUCACUGCGCGAAGAAGAAUAUCUUUACCCCGGGUGGCCCUCCUCUUUCUCCACCCCGGCGUCAGCUGACGGGGACCCCCCCUCCGUCACCCUGCUGUCGGACAAUGCCUGGCUGGACACCCUGGACCCCAUCCUCCUCACCAUCAUCGUCAUGAGCUCUCUGGGCGUCGUGCUGGGCGCCAUUUGCGCCGGCCUGCUGCUGUACUGCACGUGCUCCUACGGCGGCCUGUCGUCGCGCUCGUCCACCACGCUGGAGAACUACAACUUCGAGCUCUACGACGGCAUCAAGCAUAAAGUGAAGAUCAACCAGCAGAGGUGCUGCUCAGAGGCCUGAGGAGGACGACGCCAAAGCACGGUUCCUCCUCGCAACUGAUUCUAUUUCCAAUGGAGGAACGUGGCUAAGAAAGCGCUCGGAACUCCAAAUCCCCCGCCCGUGGGAGAGCGCCCCGCUCGCUUCUAGAACGCAGGAAAGGGUGUCGAUUGACCGAACACGAACACCAAUGACAAUCUGAACGUUGAGGCCUGGGAUGACCGGUUCCAAAGGCGGGAAUGUUCGCGUCUGAGUACCAAAUGAAGGGACAAAGGAGACCGCAUGCUGACAUUGUUCAAAGCCAAGUCCACACAUAUCAAGUUGAUGCCUUUCUCUUGAAGUCGCUUCGAAAAGAUCAACUGGGAAUACCGUACUUUCCGAUAUGUAAGCUGCACCCACUAAAUUUUAAAAGAAAAAUAGAUUUUUCUUUCAUAUAUUAAACACAACGGACUAUAAAGCGCAGAUCUAUAUUGGUACGUACAGAUUAUGUACCGUAUUUUCCAGGCUAUAAAGCCAAACCCACUAAAUUUGAGAAAAAAGAAACAUGUUUCCAUAUAUUAGCCACGCCGGACUAUCAGACGCAGAUAUAUACCGUAUUUUCGGAGUAUAAGUCGCACCGGAGUAUAAGUCGCACGUGCCGAUAAUGCAUAAUAAAGAAGGAAAAAAACAUAUAUAAGUCGCACUGGAGUAUAAGUCGCAUUUUUGGGGGAAAUGUAUUUGAUAAAACCCAACACCAUUUUGACAUUUGAAAGGCAAUUUAUAAUAAAUAAAGAAUAGUGAACAACAGGCUGAAUGAGUGUACGUUAUAUGAGGCAUAAAUAACCAACUGAGAACGUGCCUGGUAUGUUAAAGUUACAUAUUACGGUAAGAGUCAUUCAAAUAACUAUAACAUAUAGAACAUGCUAUACGUUUACCAAACAAUCUGUCACUCCUAAUCGCUAAAUCCCAUGAAAUCUUAUACGUCUAGUCUCUUACGUGAAUGAGAUAAAUAAUAUUAUUUGAUAUUUUACGGUAAUGUGUUAAUAAUUUCACACAUAAGUCGCUCCUGAGUAUAAGUCGCACCCCCGGCAAAACUAUGAAAAAAACUGCGACUUAUAGUCCGAAAAAUGUACCGUAUUUUCCGGACUAUACAGCCAAACCCACUAAAUUUGAGGAAAAAGAAACAUAUCUCCAUAUAUUAGCCGCGCCGGACUAUAAGACGCAGAUAUAUACGUUGUGAAAUGAGUUAUUUACACAGAAAAAUUUUAUAAAUGUUCAUGUAAGCCGCACCCACUAAAUUUUAAAAUAAAAAUAGACAUGUUUCCAUAUAGUAGCCGCAACGGACUAUAAACCGCAGAUCUAUAUUGGUACGUACAGAAAGAUUAUCUACCGUAUUUUCCAGACUAUACAGCCAAACUCACUAAAUUUUAGAAAAAAGAAACAUGUUUCCAUAUAUUAGCCACGCCGGACUAUAAGACGCAGAUAUAUACCGUAUUAUUCGGAGUAUAAGUCGCUCCGGAGUAUAAGUCGCACGUGCCGAUAAUGCACAAUAAAGAAGGAAAAAAACAUAUAUAAGUCGCACUGGAGUAUAAGUCGCAUUUUUGGGGGAAAUUUAUUUGAUAAAACCCAACACCAAGAAUAGACAGCGUGUGAAUGUGUGUGUGAAUGGGUGAAUGUGGAAAUACUGUCAAAGCGCUUUAAAUACCUUGAAGGUAGAAAAGCGUUAUACAAAUAUAACCCAUUUAUCAUUUAUCAUUUAAUUUGCCUAUGCAUUUCAUAAUUUUUUUGAUUUUUUUUACGUACACUGUAAAAAAAAAUCUGUAUUUGUUUACAGUAAAAACUAGCAACUCAAUCACCAGAAUAUAUAAAAUGUACAGUGUUUUUUGCAACAUAUUACGGUAAAUGGAAAAACUUUACCAUCGUUUUGGGGGGGUUUUUUGGCAACUGAGCUGCCAAUUUUUUACCGUUAAAAAAAGCUGUGAUACCAUCCAUCCA
Messenger RNA from Nerophis lumbriciformis (worm pipefish), 4761 nucleotides. Its product is annotated as neuropilin-2-like. Gene Ontology annotation, cellular component: postsynaptic membrane; axon; glutamatergic synapse. The record is from RefSeq and is a predicted model, not a curated record. Gene Ontology annotation, biological process: vascular endothelial growth factor signaling pathway; axon guidance; angiogenesis. Gene Ontology annotation, molecular function: vascular endothelial growth factor receptor activity; semaphorin receptor activity. Lineage: Eukaryota; Metazoa; Chordata; Actinopteri; Syngnathiformes; Syngnathidae.